Messenger RNA from Etheostoma cragini (Arkansas darter), 3400 nucleotides. It is a transcript of the gene pld7, whose product is annotated as phospholipase D family, member 7. The record is from RefSeq and is a predicted model, not a curated record. The coding region runs from base 30 to 2747 and encodes 905 amino acids. Gene Ontology annotation, molecular function: catalytic activity. The transcript has 12 exons. Lineage: Eukaryota; Metazoa; Chordata; Actinopteri; Perciformes; Percidae.
GAGCUGCUGCAUUGUUAAAGUAGUCCAAGAUGCCGGUGGUACUGCGAUCCAGAAAACCGAUACCCCUCAGUCAGGCACGUGAGGAGAGUGACUCGCGUGAGCUCGAGUUUCUAGACACAACGGUAAAGCCGAGGAGAAGGACGACCCGCCUGCUCAGGAGAACUACGUACGAGGAGUCAGAUGAGUCAGACUCUGAGUCUGUCCAAGUGAUGGAGACACGUCAAAGUCCUGCUGCAGAGCUGGAGGAGGAAACUGCUGAGGAGGCUGGUGCAACGUUAACGGAACUGAAGUAUUGUCGCGUUGUGCUGGACCGUCUGCGGGCUGAAGACAAGGCUGUAAGAAAAGAACUCGAGGACAAAGAAGACAUGAGCCGCAAAGGGGGGAAACUCCUCUCCCGAAUCCCCACUUUCCGACCACGUCCCAGAUCCGACUUUGAACCCCCCUCUUCGUUAAGCAGCACAGAAGGAGCUGCUGCAGCAGCCCCUAGUCCCCUGAUCCCUGCAUCCAAGAGCUCCAGUUCGUCUGAAUCUUCUCUGAAUGCGAGCACCAGGCCGGCCCUCAGACCAGAGCACGGCUCACAGCAGCAUGUAGGAUCUGAGAAAGCUGGCAGCAUGGAGGUCACCAAAUCCAAGCUGCCUGAUGUGAGAGAAACAUCACUGCCCCUGCCAUCAGUCCGCAUUCCCAAAAUGGACUCUGAAGCCACCUCUCUGCUAAGCAGCACAGAACGAGCCGCUGCAGCAGCCCCUAGUCCCCUGAUCACUGCAUCCAAGAGCUCCAGUUCGUCUGAAUCUUCUCUGAGUGUGAGCCCCAGGCCGGCCCUCAGACCAGAGCAGGGCUCUCAGCAACAUUUACUGGAGCAUGAGGAGGGCAACACGUUAGACAUAGAAAAUGAACCCUUUCAGGAUGCCACCAUAACUCAACUUCCAUGUGAGGACUCCAUCAGCCAAAUGCCACCGAAAGACGCGGAAGAGUAUUUCGCCGUUGAGGUUAAAAGCAGGAUUACGCUCACCGCCGCUGGAGAUACCGAGGACGAGGCUAUUAUGGACGAACAACCGCCGUGGGAGACGGGGUCGACUGACCCACCUGAUCUAAAGGACAGUAGAUCUUCAUCAGAUGUUGAAUGCGAGGAUGACAUUGCAGAUGAAAAGUCCGACGGCAAUGAUUCAGAGGAGAGGGAUAAGCAUCAUGAGCCACUUAUAAGCCAGUCAGAGUUCUCGGAUCCUGCAGAGGAAACCCCCAAUGUUGAUGAGUUGACCUCUCUUGUAGCACCAGAGAAGCCUGCUGGAGCUCAAUCAACCAAGUCAACUAAGAGUUCAGGAGGCUCCAGCUUUGCCCUUUUCUGCCUCCUGCCCACCACCUUGCUGCUACUUGGGGGGUUGAGCCAGCACGUGUGGCACUACGGGCUUCCCAUGUCUGUGGCUGAGCUCACCGCUCAGAUGGAACUGCACUGGCUGGAGGGCUUUGGCCUAGUACCAGAACCUUGCAGCACCGAUUGUCGAGUGCGCCUGGUGGAGAGCAUCCCCGAGGGUCUCUACCAGCCCUCUCCCUCGUCCAGACCGAGCAUCGCAGACAGCUGGCUACAUCUGCUGGACAAAGCCGACAGCUCGGUCCAUAUCGCUGCUUUCUACUUCACUCUACGUGACAGGGAGUUAUCUCACUCCUCUGACUCUCAGGGAAGAAUGGUCUUUGAGCAACUUAAACAACUUGAAUCCAAAGGUGUGGAACUCCAGAUUGCCGUGAACGCCCCCCAGACCUCCACUCAAGAUACGGCAGAACUGGCUGCAACAGGGGCAGAGGUCAGAGAGGUGGACCUCAAGGCUGUGACCGGAGGCAUCGUCCACACCAAGCUGUGGGUGGUGGAUCAGAAGCACUUCUACCUGGGUAGUGCUAACAUGGACUGGCGUUCUCUAAGUCAGGUGAAGGAGGUGGGCCUGUCGGUGGAGGACUGCAGCUGCCUGGCCCAGGAUGCCUCUCGGAUCUUUGGCGUGUACUGGAGCAUCGGCGGGGCGAAAAACGCCUCCCUGCCGCCGUACUGGCCUGCUCGUCUCUCUGCCUUGUCCAGCUCCCAGAAUCCCCUGCGGCUGAAGUUCAACGGAGUGCCUGCUCAAGUGUACCUGUCUAGUUCCCCUCCGCAGAUCUCCGCCCGCGGCCGCUCGGACGAUCUCGCCACCAUCCUGUCCGUCAUCGACGACGCCCAGAAGUUCAUUUACAUCUCCGUCAUGGACUAUCUCCCUCUGUCGCAGUACACAGAGCCGCUCAGGUUCUGGCCCGCCAUCGACUCGGCGCUGCGUGCCGCCGCCUGCGCCAGACGCGUGCAGGUUCGACUCCUGGUCAGCUGCUGGAAGCACUCCCCCGCCGCCAUGUUCCCCUUCCUGCAGUCCCUGCUGGUGCUCGGCAGACCUCAGCUGAGGUGUGACGUUGACGUGAAGAUCUUCACAGUGCCUUCGACAGCCGAGCAGAUGAAGAUUCCCUUCGCACGAGUCAAUCACGCCAAGUACAUGGUUACAGACCGAGUGCUCUAUAUCGGGACGUCCAACUGGUCGGAGAACUACUUCACCCAGACGGCUGGAGUGGGCCUGGUGGUGAACCAGACCGGCUCUGAGGUUAAAGAAGGCCAGGAGACUUUACAGCAGCAGGCCGAGGAGCUCUUCCUCCGAGACUGGACGUCCCAGUACGCCAGCGCUCUCUCUGCGGACGCCGUGGACGUCUGCCCUGGCGGCUCGCACUGGGGGUUCGUUGCUCCGUAAAGCACGUCACGUCUCUCCUGCCCCCGCUACUUGAACUUUUUGUGCAGAAUCCGCUUGCUGUACACUGUGAAGGAACACACUUUAUUUGUAUAAUCGUUUCCUGACUGGCUGCCUUUUUUUGUAUAUAAUUGCGUUUAGUUUUUUUAUAUAUACAUUUUGUUUCAAGACAUGUUAUUUUUAUACUUUGUUGUGACGAUUUUUUACAUGCAAGUUAAGGUGCAAGGGGGAGCUCGCUUUGUACAAUUGAUUUCAUGCCUGGAGCAUUUUGUAUAUUUACCUUUUUAAAAUGUCGGCGCAGAGCUUCAACACUCGGAUGCAGGAAAUGAGCUUUCCGUUGUAUGUGCCAUUUCUGAGUCUGUAGCAACAGGGGGGGGAGCCUUGACCAACAGCCACUUUGCUAGUUUGAAAGCCAUGAGGUCUCUCUCAUGGGGGGGGGGGAAUUAUGUGGGAGGAAUUCAGAGGAAAGGGAUGUAACCUUGCCCCUUAUGACCUCAUAGGUAGCAAGACUCCAGAUCAGCCCAUCUGAGCUUUUAAUUUCUCAAAGGCAGAGCAGGAUACCCAGGGCUGGGUUUACACCAUUUACAUCCACUGGGGGACCUUAGGCAGGCUGGGGGAACUCAUAUUAAUGUCCAAAAAAAAAACAAAUCCAUAAA